GCCGAUCCGUGUCAGCGCCCUACUUUUAGCGUAUUUUUGUAAUUCUCUCUGCGACCAGAGGAUGGCGCAGCGGGCCAAAGGAAAGUAGACGUUAAGGCGGUGGUUGGUGUAGUUUCUUCAAACUUACUUUUUAAGGCUACUUCGAUCCACCGAAAUUCAAAGUUCACACAGCUGUUUAUUGCAGCACCCUCACCUCGAUGCAGUCAUUCAUUGACUCACGGGACAGUUUGGCUGCGUGAGUUAAUGUUUAGCAGAAAUCUGCGUCACCUGCUGUUCAAGGAAGGAGAAGCAGCUUUAAAGUCCUGCUGUUUUAAAGGGAACCUGCUGGUCGGAGAAGGUCUCCGUGUUAGGGAAGUGGAUCCCAGUCAGUGCUGAUGUAAUCUCAGCUGUUUGUAAAUGCAUAACUACACCAAACAUCUCCCAGAGGCCAUGUACCCCGUAGACCUGCCCGCUGUGGAUCACAAAGACCUGACAUCUGCAUCUGAGCGGUACCUGUCCUCUCUGGAGUCCAGGCCUCCUGGUGAUGAGUGGUUUCACUCAUCACACACCUCAAAGGUGGCAAUAACAGCAGCAAAUGUGAGCCAGCUGCAGCUGUUUGAGGAUGGGCAGCCUGGCUGCGCGGUGCUGGCCCUGCACCCCCCGGACGAUCCAACACAAGUGGUUGCCCUCUACCUGCACGGGAAGUGGUGGCUUUUGGAUGACGUCUUGCGGACGUCGAGCAGAUCCAGAAGUGGUCUGGUGUCGGUGCAGUCUCUCAUGGAGAGGGUGAUUGUGUUCCUGCUCAGUCAGAUAAUGGAGAGGCCUUCACUGUUCUCCCUGCAUCCCCCCACAGAGAGCUGCAAAGUGCUGUGGAGAGACAGCCAGGCGGUCGGCUUUUACACCGUCAAACACAAAGGCAGCCUGUGCGACGGCCGGAGCAGCCGCUGCUACCUGCUGCCUGUCCUGGACACCGUGCUGGUGAGGAGGAGCUGCAGGAGGCGAGGCUUCGGCCUUCAGAUGCUGGAGGAUUUCUGCUCCUCGUUCUCCACGGAGGAGUUUCUGGGAGUCAGCUCUCCAUUAUCCCCCAGCAUGGCUUCAGUGUUCAGAAGGUUCCUGCAGAAGCACCGGCAGCAUCGGGAGCGUCUGUACGAGGUGGAAGCUCCAGGGGGCUGGACUCAGCGGCGAAACAUCUGGCUCAACAUCCAGCUGGGACGCUACUCGCUCGGCACUGAUGAGGAGAGCAGCCCAACAUCAGGACAAACCCAGAGAAAUCCCCUCAAGGACGCCUCUGACCCUGACCCUGACCCUGACUCCCAGAGGACUUGUUUACUGGACCUGAGCAUGCUGGGAGCCCCUGAUGGAAACACUGCAGUGCUUUUGGGCGCCACUGAGCAACAAAUUGAAUCUUGCGAUCCAAGCCGAGGUGGACGGUCCCUGAGCGGCGAGCUCCCUGGUACAGGAUGGAGCCCCGCAGCCCAAACCGACGAUCUGAAAUCUGGACCUCCCACUCAGCCCUCAAACACAACACAGGCUUUGAAAUCCAAAGCCUCUCCAUCUACAAAGCACCACAGAGAGGAACCAGAGGACAUGCAGAACAUUCCCAAACGAGCCAGAAUACAUGAGUUAAAACAGGAACACGGACAAAGACUGCAUUCAGCAGCAGAGCCCACAGAGGCCGUUCAGACCCUUAACUGAAACCACAUCCACCUUCAUUUAGGUGACUCUGUAUUCUUUUCACAGAUCACAGUGGAAAGUCAAAUUUGAGUGAAGGGUAGAGGGUGAGUACCUAAACAAGUACAUUUGUUCUGAGGUUCGGUGCAGCCUGUCAAAGGUUGUGCGUCAGAUCAGUGAAAUGUUUGCAGGAAGCGAGAGCGUUUUUAUUUUUGUGUGUGUCAGCGUGAUCCGAUUAUCCCUCCCGUCACGUUUAUUUUUCCGGUUGUAAAUUUCAUGUUGCAGAAUUUUUUUUCUUGCAAUUUCAUGAGUGAAGACAAGAUGAAGGGUUUUUGGGGCUGUGAGAAGCUUUUGUUAGGAGUUUGGUUUCAGGCAUCAAAGGAGCCGCAGACACACGAGGUCAUGUUCUGCAUUAUCUGUAAUAAAAGACACUGGAAAUAUGGUUUCUAUUCCCUGUUGUGUACAUAUUGCUGUUGUUGGCUUUUAACAGGAACCUGAGGGCAAAAUUUCAUGAAUACAUGUGUUGGAAUAAGAAUAAAAAUGCUGAAAUCCUUGAACUACAAUGCAAACUUUGCAGCUAUUGUUCAAAAAUUGUGCAGUCCUGCAUAUCCAGUCUCCAAUCUCAUUGUACAUCCUGUAUAAUGACAAUAAAGGCAUUUUAUUAUAUAUACUGUCUGUAAGGAACGCAGAAGGAUGUCAGCAUUUCUGAUUUCUGACAUAUCAUCAGCAGAGAACUGUAAAAGGUUUGUGGGCAGAAAUAAAGAGUCCAUCAGGGCUG
Molecule: messenger RNA, 2428 nt
Organism: Archocentrus centrarchus (flier cichlid)
Lineage: Eukaryota; Metazoa; Chordata; Actinopteri; Cichliformes; Cichlidae
Gene: fam169b
Product: family with sequence similarity 169 member B
Exons: 11
Coding region: 397-1674 (425 amino acids)
Source: RefSeq, a predicted model, not a curated record